UUUUCUUCUAAGACACAGGCCUGUGAGAUGUGUGAGCGUACGCGUGAAAGUAUGUGCGCCAUAAACCUUCUACAUGACGUCAGAUCCAAAGCAACCCAAGAUAUCGUAUACUGCGCAUGUUAUCCAUGAUACUGCAGAUAACAGAAGGAUGGGAAUUCCAGAGAACAUAGAGGAUUUACCAGUGAAGAAUGGGGACAACGUACUGGUGUUAUGGGGUGGCUCCCAGUCCCCUGAGGUUGUGAAGACACUUGUGGAAAACUUGCAACAGAAAGUGGGCACAGGAAAAGUCCAGGUGGAGAAUGUGGAAAGGUUGACUGUGUCUUCACAUGGAGUAUCCACAUUUGACGUUGUGCUGUCAGGAGUUGCUUCCCCUUGUUGCAUACAGCAUGAUGUUGAGCUUCUGGGUGAAGUGUGUAGAAUACUGCGACCAAGUGGAGUUGUUGUUAUUAGAGAGCCAGUCAUGUCAGCUGAAGGCACAUCUAACAUUAAAACACAAGCUAAAUUAGCGUCUGUGAUAAAGCUGUCAGGAUUUGUUGAUAUAUCAGAGGCCAAAACAGUUAAAUGUCCAUCCUCCGAAUUGAGCGAGAUACAAAAGAUUUUAAAAACAGACCUGCAGUUGACAGUUGCCCACUUCAGUGCCAAGAAACCAGAGUAUGAGCUUGGGUCCACUUCACAACUGAAGCUUUCAUUUCCUUUAAAAUCUUCAGCAACAGCCAAAGUUGAUGCCAGUGUGGCCAAGGUGUGGACCCUCUCAGCCAAUGAUGUGUUAGAUGAUGACUUGGAUAUCAUGGACUCUGAUGACCUUUUGGAUGAGGAGGAUCUGAAGAAACCUGAUCCAGCUUCCCUUAAAGCGGAAUGUGGCCCAGGCUUGGGAAAGAAGAAAGCCUGCAAGAACUGCACCUGUGGCCUAGCUGAGGAACAGGAAGGGGAGAAUUUAGGAGUGGUCAAGGCUAACACCAAGAAGACCGCUACAUCGGCCUGUGGAAGCUGUUACCUGGGAGAUGCAUUCCGUUGUGCCAGCUGUCCUUACUUGGGAAUGCCGGCCUUCAAGCCCGGGGAAAAAGUGUCGCUGACUGACAGACAACUGAAGGCAGAUGCGUAGCAUGGGUCUGUUACCAUGACAAUGAACACAUUUAGUGUUACAGAAAACUAGAAGUGCAUGCAAAUUUUCAAGGAGACCCAGAAGAUAUAUUUUCGAGGAGUAGCAGAUGCGAGAAGUUAAAACAUUUUCUUUAUAAAUAGGUUUGUAUUAAUUUAUAUAAGGUUGAAUAAUCAAGAUUGGGUAUGGUAAUUGAGACUGAAAAGGAACGUAUCAUAACUUGUCUUGUCCUUAUUAGCUGUUGUAAGGAAGCUUUUCUCUUCUGGUGAAGUACCAAAUAGGGCUGGUGUGAGGAAAGCUAUAUAAAGCUGGCUAAAGUGUCAAGGUCCAAGGUUGUGCCCAGGGUAAGACAUGGGUAACAUAUUUUGAUACCAUGAAUUUGAUGUAACAUAAUAAUCUUGUCUUAAAAUAAAGAUCCAGUCACGGUAAGUAAUUUCCCUAUGGGCCCCCGGUGUGAGAGGGGGAAGGUGGAUUUUGUUACAGAAUGAUCCAUCUAACUUCAUCAUGAAGAGUUACAUGCCAAGUUUGCCAAUUUUCAACAAAAUUAUGGCCAUUUUUAUGGCCAAGUUACUAUUAUGAUGGAUCUAACCUUUUGGGAUCAUGUAUUGCUUUCUCUAUACUUCCAGAAUGCAUGUUUUGUAAAAGAUUAGAUUAGCUUCACGAUAUCAGUCUGAAUAUCCUACUUGUUUUCAAGCAAACGUCAAGUGCCUAAAAUUAGCCUGAAUUUACUGCGGUAAAGCAAAUACUUUUCUCCAACCUUUUGUGAGACAGAUGAUCUUAAAUUGGCAGGAUAUGCUUUGUAGUUUUAUUCUUCCAAGGCAGGGAUGUUCAUACCAUGACCAUGUUUAAACUUUCAAAGAUAAAGAUACAUGUACUGCCAAACGUUUGAUAUCUUAAGAAACUGUACAGAAUGUUUAUUAAAGAUC
Molecule: messenger RNA, 2025 nt
Organism: Liolophura sinensis
Lineage: Eukaryota; Metazoa; Mollusca; Polyplacophora; Chitonida; Chitonidae
Product: anamorsin homolog
Exons: 7
Coding region: 74-1102 (342 amino acids)
Biological process (GO): iron-sulfur cluster assembly
Cellular component (GO): cytoplasm
Molecular function (GO): iron-sulfur cluster binding
Source: RefSeq, a predicted model, not a curated record